GUUACAUAAAUAUUUUCUUUUUGCUCCAAAUUCACUUAGCGUUAUUGAAAGUAGAAAGUCCUUACUAGUGUUAUUUCUCUUUUUUGGCUCUCAGACAGUUGUCUGCACCGUAAAGUCCAGGGAUAGUAAAGGUAAGACUCAGUAUAGUACAUAACAGGCAAGAGUUGGGAAUACUGCAUCAUUUUUCAUCCCAGAAAAUGUAAGAUCCUAUGAGGACGCCUGGUGGCGCUGCAGGAUAAGACGGUACAGACCAGCACCGCAGCUGCAGCACCAUUAACAGGCAAAACUAAGCAACAGAACCUGGAAGCCCACGGGAAGCUUGGAUGCCACUGGAGGAGGACUGGGUCCUUUGAUAAGGACCACUCACUGGAAUAUUUCUGAGUUAUCCUGUGACAGAGCCACAGUCUCGGAUACUGAAGUCGUUACAGUUCAGCAGAACCACCCUGGAGGGAGGCUUUACCAGACAAGAACAAUGGAGGCCAGUGGGAAGUUCAUUUGCAGACAAAGGCAAGUCGUUUUAUUCUUUGUCCUCUUGGGCUUAUCUCAGGCGGGUAUGGAACCUGGACGCUAUUCUGUGGUGGAGGAAACCGAGGGUAGCUCCUUUGUAACCAAUUUAGCAAAGGAUCUAGGUCUGGGUCAGAGGGAACUCUCCAAGCGUGGGGCAAGGGUUAUUUCCAAAGGGAACAAACUACAUUUGAAGCUGGAUCAGGAGACUGGAGAUUUGUUGCUAAAUGAGAAACUGGACCGGGAGGAAUUGUGCGGUCACACAGACCCCUGUGUGCUGCGUUUCCAGGUGUUGCUAGAAAAUCCCUUACAGUUUUUUCAAGCUGAGCUACAAGUAAUAGACAUAAAUGACCAUUCCCCAGUAUUCGUAGACAGAGAUAUGUUGCUAAAAAUAUCAGAGAGCAGUCCACCUGGAACUACAUUUCCACUGAAGAACGCUCAGGAUGUGGACGUAGGCCGAAAUAAUAUUGAGACCUAUAUAAUCAGUCCCAACUCUUAUUUUCGCGUCCUCACCCGCAAGAGCAGUGAUGGCAGCAGAUAUCCUGAGUUGGUGCUGGAUAAAGCGCUAGAUCGAGAACAGGAACCUGAGCUCAGGUUAACCCUUACAGCUCAGGAUGGCGGCUCUCCACCCAGGUCUGGCAUCGCUCAGAUCAACAUUGAAGUCGUGGACAUCAAUGAUAACGCCCCUGAAUUUGAGCAGUCUCUCUAUAGGGUGAAAAUUCCUGAGGACAGUCCGAUAGGCUUCCUGAUUGUCACAGUCUCUGCUACGGAUGCAGACAUAGGAGUCAACGGAGAGAUUUCCUAUUCACUUUUCCAGGCUUCUGAAGAGAUUUGCAAAACCUUUGAAAUCAAUUCUAUGACGGGAGAAAUUCGACUUAAAAAACAACUUGAUUUUGAAAGAAUACAGUUCUAUGAAGUCAAUAUUGAGGCCAGAGAUUCUGGCAGCUUUUCUGGAAAAUGCACCGUCCUGACUCAAGUCUUGGAUGUGAACGACAAUGCCCCAGAAAUCACCAUGUCUGCAUUUACUAGACACAUACCUGAGAACUCGCCUGAGGCUAUGGUUGCAGUUCUCAGUGUUUCAGACCUUGAUUCGGAAGAAAAUGGGAAAAUAAAUUGCACAAUUCAGGACGAUCUACCCUUUCUCCUGAAAUCUUCCUUAGAAAAUUUUUACACCCUGGUAACAGAGAGACCCCUGGACAGAGAGAGCCAGGCCGAGUACAACAUCACCAUCACCGUCACCGACUUGGGGACCCCCAGGCUGAAAACGCAGCACAACAUAACCGUGACGGUCUCCGACGUCAACGACAACGCCCCCGCCUUCAGCCAAACCACCUACACCCUGCGCGUCCGCGAGAACAACAGCCCCGCCCUGCACAUCGGCAGCGUGAGCGCCACGGACAGGGACUCGGGCGCCAACGCCCAGGUCACCUACUCGCUGCUGCCGCCCGCGGACCCGCAGCUGCCCCUGGCCUCCCUGGUGUCCAUCAACGCGGACAACGGGCAGCUGUUCGCGCUCAGGUCCCUGGAUUACGAGGCGCUGCAGGCGUUCGAGUUCGGCGUGCGCGCGGCCGACCGCGGCUCGCCCGCGCUCAGCAGCCAGGCGCGGGUGCGCGUGCUGGUGCUGGACGACAACGACAACGCGCCCUUCGUGCUGUACCCGCCGCAGAACGGCUCUGCGCCCUGCACCGAGCUGGUGCCCAGGGCGGCCGAGGCGGGCUACCUGGUGACCAAGGUGGUGGCGGUGGACGGCGACUCGGGCCAGAACGCCUGGCUGUCGUACCAGCUGCUCAAGGCCACGGAGCCCGGGCUGUUCGGCGUGUGGGCGCACAACGGCGAGGUGCGCACGGCCCGGCUGCUGAGCGAGCGCGACGCCGUCAAGCACAGGCUGGUGGUGCUGGUCAGGGACAAUGGCGAGCCGCCGCGCUCGGCCAGCGUCACGCUGCACGUGCUGCUGGUGGACGGCUUCUCGCAGCCCUACCUGCCGCUCCCGGAGGUGGCGGCGGCCGAGGCGCGGGCCGACCCGCUCACCGUCUACUUGGUCGUCGCCUUGGCGUCCGUGUCGUCGCUCUUCCUGUUCUCGGUGCUGGUGUUCGUGGCGGUGCGGCUGUGCACGCGGAGCCGGGCGGCGUCUGCGGGUCGCUGCUCGGGGCCCGAGGGCCACUUUCCGGGCCACCUGGUGGACGUCAGCGGCGCGGGGACGCUGUCCCAGAGCUACCAGUAUGAGGUGUGUCUGCGGGGAGGUUCGGGGACCAGUGAGUUCAAGUUCCUCAAGCCAAAUGUGCCCAAUUUCCAGGGCCACUCCCCUGGGCCAGAAAUAGAAGAAAACGCCAACUUUAGGAAUGACUUUGGUUUUAGUAUUCAGUGAUUGUAUUGUUUUUCAUAUUCCAGAUAUUUAAAAUUGGUAAGUUCAAGAUAUAGCUUUCCUGGCAACCCGUUAAGACUUUUUAAAUCACACUAAACUUGCCUGCAAAAUACUUUAUAUUACCCCUUUGUUAUAAAGAAUAGUCUUUUUUUCAUCACUAUGAGAUGAUUGGUCUUAAAUUUUGCCCUCAAAACACUGGUGAGGUCAUUAGUUGUACAAAUUGUUGCUGUGGAAUAGUUUAGGAAUGGAUUAGGAUGGGGCACCUGGGUAGCCCGGGUGAGCAUCCCAACUUCCCCUCAGGUCAUGAUCUCACUGCUCCAGAGUUGGAGCCCAGAAUAGGGCUGGAUGCUGUGGGAGCCCCAUUCGGAUCCUCUGUCUCCUUCUCUUCCUGCCCCUCCCCCUCAAAAAGGAA
Messenger RNA from Lynx canadensis (Canada lynx), 3278 nucleotides. It is a transcript of the gene PCDHB8, whose product is annotated as protocadherin beta 8. Gene Ontology annotation, molecular function: calcium ion binding. The transcript has a single exon. Bases 473 to 2869 code for a protein of 798 amino acids. Lineage: Eukaryota; Metazoa; Chordata; Mammalia; Carnivora; Felidae. The record is from RefSeq and is a predicted model, not a curated record. Gene Ontology annotation, cellular component: plasma membrane. Gene Ontology annotation, biological process: homophilic cell-cell adhesion.